Molecule: messenger RNA, 1685 nt
Organism: Pogonomyrmex barbatus (red harvester ant)
Lineage: Eukaryota; Metazoa; Arthropoda; Insecta; Hymenoptera; Formicidae
Gene: DNApol-gamma35
Product: DNA polymerase subunit gamma-2, mitochondrial
Source: RefSeq, a predicted model, not a curated record
CGAGAUCGUCGAGCAUGGAUUUACUGCGGCGAAUUCGACCAGCGUGCAGACUCCUCGACAAACGUGUCAUCAUUAUUAUCCCCUUCUCAUCGAGGUAACGCUGUUUCGCUUUCAGAACGUAUCACUCGUCGGCAGUACGAGCGAGACAGCAACAACAACAACAACAAGGACGGUCAGUAGAAAAUAAUAAGCGACGGUCAGUAGAAAAUAACAGCGAUAACCGGCUGAGCAGAGAGAAGAGGCUUGCCAUCGACGAGGCGACGAUCCGAAGAAUCGAGAAACUGGCGUUGGUCGGCUUCGAGUACGAACAGAGUAAGCGGGUGCUGGAGGAGGCGGUAGCGUUCGCUGAACGGCUGCGGACGGUCCACGUCGACAAGACGGUACGUCCGAUGUACAGUACCCUGGAGAACGAGCACAUCCGUCUGCGGGAGGACGUGGCGCGACACGACGUCGAUCGGCGCGAGAUACUGAGGAACGCCGCGGUGCUACAGGAGGAAUACUUCGUUGCGCCGUUGACGACGAACAGGAAGACAGAGAGUGAGUGACAGAGUCGAGAUGAUGAAUCUGGAGGCUGUGCUGAAGGUCGUCGGUCCACACUUCCUCGGUCUGUCCGAACGGAUCUUCACGUACGGUCCUCAAGGCAAGCUACUAAUGAAAAAUCUCGAAGGGCACUGGUUCACGCAUUGCGUCACGAUGUCGCGUCACAAUGUGUUUCCCUGCGACACGAUUGCGGAAACGCUACAGCUGCUACAGAGCAGUUCGAUGGAUGAUCCGCUGCCGUUCGCGCUCGCCACGCUCGCAACGUCGAAGACCGUGUGGAAUGAAUCUCUACUGCCAGCAGGCGGUAAAAUAUCAUCUCACAAAACUGCCAGGGUCAAUGUGUUUGUUGACGCGUUGGACUCGAAGAAUCUGCUGCACAAGAAGCAGAGAGAGCGCAAGGUAUGGUGGCGCAAACUCGCUCAGUGCCCCUCGAGAUUUGUGCUGGCUGAGUCGAAGAAGGCCAGGAGCCUCGACGUGACGGAAAUCGAGGCACGGUUUCCCUUCGGAAGCAUCAUCGUGGAAACGAUCACCCAUUAUCCCAGCGUGCGCAAGCUGUAUCCUCAGACUGAAAAUAAUAAAGAUAAUGCUGCGGACGUGCAUAUGGUCGAGCAUGUCGCUUCCUUGGAUUGGGGCUGUCUGGCGUUACUCUGCGACAGCCACAUGUCGGACAAGUCAACUAGAGCGUAUAUUCAUCCUAAAUUAUCUCCGUACAAAACCACGUUCCACAUAGCAAGACAGGAGAAUGAGACCGAUUCGGAUAUAGAAGACUUGAAUCGCUUUGUGCUAUACUUAAGCAAUGCGCUUAGGACGCGAGGAAUUUCUACUAUAUUAACGAAUACAGAACAAAUCAUAGAAAUGUGCCUGAUACCGUACGUCGUGUCGGUGGAUAAGACUAGUCUUAAGAAUGGCAUUGUACAUGUAAAAAAUCGCUCGACGACUCUCGCAGAGGCGGUUCACAUUACCGAUUUGGUAAAGUAUAUUCAUUCGCGCACCUCUUGAAUAGCCGCGUCGAUUACUAACGCAGUACUGGAUUCUUCGACCAAUGUUCACAAGAUGCGUUGUUGCCAUAUAACUAUAAUUAUUAACUAUAUUUAUUACUGAAAGUUACAACGAUAUAAACCGUAAAUAUAAAUGAAAAUUGAUCC